GCCACGUCCCCCGAGACGGUCCCGGGAACAGAGACGCCCCCUCUGUGCCCGCGGGGGGGGGGAGCAGCUCCCAAGGAGCUUCUCAGUGAAGCGCCCGCUAAACUUUCUGCAAAAGGCGACGGGGGGGGGCAGCUCUGCCCUGCCUCCUCGGACUUUCGGGUUUGCUAACCGAACCGGUCCGGCCAGCGAGGUUGCUUUAACUGCGAGCGGUGUGUGUGUGUGUGUGGAGAAGUGGGGGGGUGACCUCCUGAAGGGGGGCUCCUAUGCUUCUCUUGUUCUGUAUGAUGUUUGCGGCCUUCAAUUGGGGUACUCAGCUGACCCUCCCCAGUCUAAACCCCCACGACAGGUGGUGUCCCUGCCAUCGGCGGGGCUCUGUUGUAGCCCGAAGGCUCAAAGCGGAUAAGCGCUACUCCUUUUCCAACUUGCCCUAGCCUCUUGGGGGGCGGGGGGAGGACUAUGGCAGCCCCAGCAGUCAUCCCUGGCCAGAGCUGCUUCCUCACUGCUGUGCUUGGCCAGCGUUCACAUUGCACACCAUGCUGUGUUGGACUCAAAGUGGCUUCUCCUGCAAUGGGGCUAGGGUCUCCCAAAGGGUCGCUGGGGCAGGACAGGGAUGCCUUAAUACCUGGAGAGGUCCAGAACUUGGGAAUAAGAGGGGCAGGAAGAAGGGAGUGAUGGACUGGCAGGGAAAGGAGAAUCCCUAAGAUGUGAGGACCCUCUUUCAGCAAACCAAAAGAAGCCAUCUUCAACGCUGAGGAUGGUUACGUGAAAAUGUUCCUGCGGGGACGCCCCAUCCCCAUGUUUGUCCCCGAUGCCGUGGUGGCCACCUACAGCCUGGACGCCAAGCUGGAGCUGCCGCAGAAGAAGCUGAAGCUGGACUGGGUGUACGGAUAUCGGGGCCGUGACUGCCGGGCCAACCUUUUCUUGCUGCCCACGGGGGAGAUUGUCUAUUUCGUGGCUGCCGUGGCCGUCCUUUACAACGUGGAAGAGCAGCGACAGCGCCACUACCUGGGCCACACCGACGAUAUCAAGUGUUUGACUGUGCAUCCAGACAUGGUGACUGUAGCAACCGGACAGGUGGCCGGGACGUCAAAGGACGGCAAGGUGUUGCCGCCCCAGGUGCGCAUCUGGGAUUCCGUGAGUCUCAACACCCUCCACGUCCUGGGGCCUGGACCUUUCGACCGAGCGGUCACCUGCGUGGGAUUCUCCAAGUCUAACGGGGGUGGCCUCCUGUGUGCCGUGGAUGACUCCAACGACCACGUGCUCUCCGUCUGGGACUGGCAGAAGGAGCAGAAACUGGCUGACGUGAAGUGUUCCAAUGAGUCCGUUCUGGCCGCCACGUUCCACCCCACGGAGCCCACACUCCUCAUCACCUGUGGAAAAUCCCACAUCCACUUCUGGACCCUGGAAGGUGGCAGCCUCAGCAAAAGGCAGGGCAUCUUUGAGAAACACGAGAAGCCCAAGUAUGUCCUCUGCGUGGCCUUUACAGAAAACGGGGACACGGUGACUGGCGACUCCGGGGGCAACCUUUACAUCUGGGGCAAAGGGGGGAACCGGAUCUGCCAUGCGGUGCCCGGCGCCCAUGAGGGGGGCAUCUUCGGCCUCUGUGUGCUGCGGAAUGGGACCAUCCUCACGGGGGGCGGCCGAGAUCGCCGGGUGGUGCUUUGGGGACGGGAUUAUCAGAAGCUGCAGGAGAACGAGGUCCCGGAUGGCUUCGGACCAGUGCGCACCAUUGCUGAAGGGAAGGGCGACUCGCUCUUUGUGGGCACCACUCGCAACUCUGUGCUACAGGGGUCCUUGUCGACCGGCUUCUCUCUCCUGGUGCAGGGACACACCGAAGAGCUUUGGGGCUUGGCCACCCACCCCACCUUGGACCAGUUCCUGACCUGUGGGCAGGACAAGCAGGUCCACCUGUGGAGUGUGGCCACCCACCAGCCUCUAUGGAGCAAGGGAAUUGAGGAUGCAGCUCGCUCGGCUGGCUUCCACCCCAACGGUUCGGUACUGGUGGUGGGCACUGUCACGGGCAGGUGGCUAGUGCUGGACACGGAGACCCGGGACCUGGUGGCCAUUCACACGGACGGAGGAGAGCCCAUCUCUGUGGUCAGCUUGUCCCCAGACGGGAAGUACCUGGCUUUGGGUUCCCAUGAUAACUUUGUCUACAUCUACCUGGUUUCCGAGGGUGGCAGGAAGUACGGCCGGGUUGGCAAAUGCUCGGGUCACUCCAGCUUCAUCACCCAUCUCGACUGGGCCUUUGACAGCAGCUGCCUGGUCACCAAUUCGGGGGAUUAUGAGAUUCUCUAUUGGGAUCCCUCCACCUGCCGGCAAAUCACCAGCGCGGAAGCUGUGCGCAACCUGGAGUGGGCUACGGCCACCUGCGUGCUGGGCUUCGGGGUGUUUGGGAUCUGGCCGGAGGGGGCGGAUGGCACCGACAUCAACGCCGUGUGCCGCUCCCACGAGGGCAAGCUCCUGGCGUCGGCUGAUGACUUUGGCAAAGUGCACUUGUUCUCCUACCCCUGUUGCCAGCCGCGGAAGGGCCUCAACUGUCCUGAUGUACAUGGCACUCUUGACCCAUGGUUGCUGCGUCCCAAGAGAAGAAUCCCUCUGGGAGAUCAGUGGAGUUUCGACAAAGCUUCAGAGGAUCCUUGCAGGAUCAGCGUGCCUCCACCCCAAGACCUCCGGGCUUGUCGGACUACAUCUUGCAACUGCACCGCAAAGCAGAAUCAGGCCUCAGGUGUGCUUCCAGACCACCCAAGAGGCUCCUAGCAAGUCUUCCUAGCCUGGCUGGUAAGAGCAGCUUUAUUGACCAAUUCAAGAAGACUGGAAUCUGGUCUCCCUUCUGGGAAUCUCUCCCCAUUCAGAUCCUUUGGCAAAUGGCAAGAGGACCUGCCCUCUCCUGCAGGUCAGAAGCCAGGAAAGAAUUCCCCUCGGACCAAGCAAACGCCGCUGCCCCUGCCUCAAGCACAAAGCCCACCAGACCAUCCCUGGUGGACCUGGCCUGUGGCAGGCAUCCAACUCUGUGGCUGCUUGUGACUUGGGUGUAUUGUGCAAGUGAAAAACUGUGGAUCCACUUGCAAGCUGUGGUUGAGGGAACCACAAGCACACGGUGGAAAGACAACCAUCCUCGGAUAUGGGCUAAGCAAACCUGGGCUAAAACGUCUCUCAGCCUGA
Molecule: messenger RNA, 3165 nt
Organism: Crotalus tigris (Tiger rattlesnake)
Lineage: Eukaryota; Metazoa; Chordata; Lepidosauria; Squamata; Viperidae
Gene: EML2
Product: EMAP like 2
Exons: 19
Coding region: 769-2760 (663 amino acids)
Biological process (GO): microtubule cytoskeleton organization
Cellular component (GO): mitotic spindle
Molecular function (GO): microtubule binding
Source: RefSeq, a predicted model, not a curated record